Molecule: messenger RNA, 1404 nt
Organism: Parascedosporium putredinis
Lineage: Eukaryota; Fungi; Ascomycota; Sordariomycetes; Microascales; Microascaceae
Source: the annotation of a GenBank genome assembly
AUGAGCACGCUCCGCGCCGCGCCGGCGAGGCGGCAGCGGUUUAGGAGUAUCAAGGCCGACAAGCUCGGCCUGACGACACCCGAAAAGGUCGACGAGUUCGCCAAGGAUGCGUUUCCCGAAUACGACGAGGUAGGGCUGGAAGGCCUGAAGCAGGUAUACAGGUACACGCCGGAGCAGAUGGAGGCGGUCAAGGCGGGCGAGGCCGCGGUGAACCCGCGGGACUUGGUGCUGCAGGGCCGCGUGCGGGACGACAAGUAUCGGGUGCCGUACCUGGAAGACUUCUCCAAGGUGCAGCCCGUCAUCGACCUCAAGGCCGAGAGGAAGCUCGACGCCAAGAACUACCAGUGGCUCUCGGAGCAGGACUUCAUGGACAAGCUCUUUGAGAAGAUGAUGGACAAGUCGACGGAGAACAUGCAGGAGGCGGCGGCCAAGGCCUUCAAGCGGUCCAUGGAGCGGGUCAAGUCGGCGCAAGGCACCGAGAUCGAUCUGACGACGCAGGAGCUCGAGGACAUGGAGACGUGGCCGGAGCUGCAGAAGAAGUAUGUGCUCAACGAGGAGGAGCCCGGCGCGGAAAAGGCGGCCAAGAAGGCCGAGGCGUCGGCGGCGGCGGUGGACCACGGUACCAUGUCGGCGGAGGAGGCUAAGAAGCUGCUCGAGGAGCUGGUGGAGGACUUUUCGCGAAGCCUCGACGUGAAGAAGGGCAACACGGCCUCGAGCGAAAUCUUUGACGAGGACGACCGGCUCAACAUCACGACCUCGGGUAACGCGCCCCCGCUCGGCAAGGUACCCGGCGUCGAGGGCCUCUACAAGCACGCGGCGGAUCCCGAGGACGAGGGCCUCGACGACGAGGGCACCUACCAGUACCUCAAGCAGGUCACGGGCAUGUCGGUCCGCGACAUCCUCUCCCUCUUCACCAAAACGCUCGUCACCCGCUUCGUCACCAACCAGACCCGUCUCGGCAAGGUCCGCAGCUCCUCCGUCAUGGUCAUUGCCGGUAACGGCAACGGUCGUCUCGGCGUCGGCGUGGCCAAGUCUGCCGAUUUCGGUACCGCUGCCAUGGCGGCCCGCAUGUUGGCCAUUCGCAACAUGAAGCCUAUCCGCCGAUACGAGAACCGUACCAUUUACGGCAACGUCAAGCAAAAGGUUUCGGGCACCGUCGUCGAGCUCCGCGCCCGUCCUCCCGGUUUCGGUCUCCGCGUUCCCUUCCGCCUCUUUGAAAUGUGCCGCGCUGCCGGUAUCCAUGAUAUCUCGGCCGUCAUUCCCCGGUCGAGGAGCCCGAUGAACACGGUCAAGGCGACGUUCCUGGCCCUCACGAACCAGCCCGACCCCGAGGAGAUUGCUAAGGGCAGGGGCAAGAAGCUUGUGGACGUGAGGAAGGUGUACUAUGGCGGUUCUGUAUACUAA